CCCGGCGGGCGGCGGGGGCGGGCGCCGCGCGGGCCGCGCUGAUCGCAGCGCGCCAUUGGCCGCUGUCUGCGCGCACGUCACGAUCAUGAUGAGAAUUAAUGAUCGGGGCCGCUGAUUUCAUUGUGUGACGCCGGGACCGACCCAGCCGAGCCCGGCCGAGCCCGGAGCCCCCGCGCCGGCCCCGCGCUGCACGAUGAAUGUGCGUUCUGUAUUUACUGUAGAGCAACAAAGGAUAUUACAGCGUUACUAUGAAAAUGGAAUGACAAAUCAAAGUAAAAAUUGCUUUCAGCUCAUAUUACAGUGUGCACAAGAAACUAAACUGGAUUUCAGCGUGGUCAGGACGUGGGUUGGCAACAAGCGGCGGAAGAUGAGCAGCAAGAUCGCCGUGGAAUCUGGGGGCACCCCCCCAGCGACUGCCCCUGCCACUCCCUCCAUGCCCCCAGAAGCAGCGGUGAAAAAUGUGGUAAAUAUUGCUCGAUCCCAAAGCCAGCAAUCCUCUUGGACCUCUUCUAACAACGACGUGAUAGUGACCGGUAUCUACAGCCCGGCCAGAUCCUCGGGCUGGCCGGGAGCCUCCAAGCACACGAACGCCUCCGUGGCAGAGCUGCACAAAACCUCCAUCCCCCGGCUCCCGGGCAAGAGCGACGCAGACUUCCAGCAGCAGCACAUCCCUCUGGGACGGCAGGUACCCCACUGUAAAAACGCUUCCCUCUUGGUGGGGGAAAAGACCAUUAUUCUAUCCAGGCAAACGAGCGUGCUCAAUUCUGCAAACUCCAUCUACAGUCACACGAAGAAAAGCUACGGCAGCUCCUCGGUGCAGACGGCGGAGCUGGUGUUACCUCAGAAACCCAUGAUUUUCCACAGGCCCUGCAGGGCCGAGCCCUUGGCGUGCCAGCGCUUGCACAAACCCGAGCCCGCGGCCCUGGCGUCGCACGUGCCCCCCGGGCCGAGGGCUCACCCCAGGGACCCCGCGUGUGGCACGCAGAACCUGGAGAUCCGCGAGGUGUUCUCGCUGGCCGUCACGGACCAGCCGCAGCGGCUGGUGGCGGGCAGCGCGCCGCAGAAGCAGCCCUCGCCGGAGGGCAGCUGCCUGUCCAUCGCGAUGGAGACCGGCGACGUGGAGGACGAGUACGCCCGCGAGGAGGAGCUGGCCUCCAUGGGAGCGCAGAUCCACAGCUACUCCAGAUACUGUGAGGGCAGCGGCUCCGGCCGCGGGGACAACCAAAGCGCGGCCGCGCCGGGCCGCAGCGGGGGCUGUGGGGCACAGCCGGGCGGUGCCAGGGAUGUGCCUGACAAUCUCCUCUACCACAGCAGAGAGUUCCACCUGCCUGCACGGACCUCAUUGCACACAACAUCCAGCACGAUUUAUAACCCUGCCAAUGCAGCCAGAAGUACCUUUUCUCCUCAUUUUACAUCUUCAAGUCAACUGAGGCUGUCACAAAACCAAAAUAAUUACCAGAUUUCAGGAAACCUUACUGUGCCUUGGAUUACAGGUUGUUCCAGAAAAAGAGCAUUACAGGACCGCACACAAUUUAGUGACCGAGACUUAGCUACCCUAAAGAAAUACUGGGACAAUGGCAUGACCAGCCUGGGCUCAGUCUGCAGAGAGAAAAUUGAAGCUGUGGCUGCAGAAUUAAAUGUUGACUGUGAAAUAGUUCGGACUUGGAUUGGGAAUCGAAGACGGAAAUAUCGUUUAAUGGGGAUUGAGGUCCCACCCCCUAGAGGAGGUCCUGCUGAUUUCUCUGAUCAAUCUGAAUUUGUUUCUAAAUCAGCACUUAAUCCAGGAGAGGAAACUGCUACUGAAGUGGGGGAUGAUAAUGAUAGGAAUGAUGAAGUAUCAAUCUGCUUAUCUGAAGGAAGCUCACAAGAAGAGACAAAUGAAGCUCUUCAAAAUGAAGAAAUUGGCCACAAAGACGAUGACCAGAAUCCAGUUUCCACUGAUAAUGUGAAAAUAGAAAUUUUGGAUGAUGAGGAGAGUGAUCUGAUCAGCAAUUCUGAAGUGGAUCAGAUGAGUUCUCUUUUGGAUUACAAGAAUGAAGAAGUCAGGUUCAUCGAGAGCCAGCUGGAGAGCCACAAACAGAAAUAUUUUGAACUGCAGAUGUUUACCCGGAGUUUGAUACUUGCAAUUAAAUCAGAUGAUAAGGAACAGCAGCAGGCUCUGCUUUCAGACUUACCUCCUGAACUUGAAGAGAUGGAUUUCAACCACACCUCCCCGGAGCUCGACGAUACCUCAUUCAGCCUCUCGUCGCUGUCGGAGAAGAACGCCUCAGACAGUUUGUGAUCCCUGUUCUGCAGGAUCACAGACUCAGACAGUUUGUGAUCCCUGUUCUGCAGGAUCACAGACUCAGACAGUU
This is a messenger RNA of Lonchura striata (white-rumped munia), 2354 nucleotides long. The record is from RefSeq and is a predicted model, not a curated record. NCBI's taxonomy places the organism in Eukaryota, Metazoa, Chordata, Aves, Passeriformes, Estrildidae.